AUGGAGCAGUGGAUGCAGCAGCGCAAGGAGCAGGAGGUGGAGCUGAUGACUCGGCUGCAGCAGGAGUUUGCGGAGAUGAUGCAGGAGCCGCAGAGCGGACUUUUCAGGAGAGAUGUGGUCUUCGCCACCUGGGACCUGUGGCAGUUUGGGGCCUUUGCUGCAGGCCUUGUGCUGCUCUUUGGGCUCUUCUGGAUGGCCACGGAGCAGGACUUUGAUGAGUGUGACAGCAGCAGUGGCCUGAGCUCCUCCAGCAGCGAAGAGGAGGGGGAAGGCGAGGAGCAGGAGGCUGUGGGUGCUGUGCACUGGCUCUCUCCUGAACAGCAGCUGGACUGCCCAGGCAGGAGGGCCCUAGAGACCUUCUACCAGCAGCACCUCUGGGGGCCAGUGCAGGACGUGGCCCACACAUGCAAGCUGGGCACCGGCGGGGAGCUGCCGGCGAGGCAUGGCCGCGUCCAUGCGAAGCUGGAGUGCAUGUGCGAGAGGGAGCAGCUGCUGGGGGACGUGCUGUGCUUCCAGCACCACUCCCAGAUCCGAGUGCGCAGGUAUCAGCGCCCCGGGCUCCUACACACCCUGCGCACUGGCUUCUACCUGGAUGUGGAGAAAACCGCCCGCUGGUUCCAGCUCUGUGUAAGAAAUGCCUGGGACAUGAUUGCUGCGGAACAAAACUGCCAGCUGACAGUGCUGCCUUCCUCCCAUUCCUGCAAGCUCCAGCUCACAUGCGACUCUGGGAGAACCAUGCACACUGAGAUAAUGCUGGGGGUGCAGCAAGACAACUCAGGGCUCUUCAUGGGCAGCCAGGAGGCAGAGGCCGGCCUCAGCAGCAGCACAACUUGGCUGGAGAGCUGUGCCCUGCAAGAGCUGCUGUUCUUCAGAUUCAUGGCCAGGCAGGCCCCCCAGGGCAGCUGCCACCUAACGUGUCUGCAGCUCCUCACCUACCUCCUGGAGGACUCGGUGCUUUCCUCUGUCCACCUGAAAACAGUCGCCAUGCACCUCCUGACACUGCUUCCCCCAUCAGCGUGGUGCCCGGAGCAUCUCCUGGAGCGGCUGAGGGAUGUCCUGCGCUACCUGCACCACUGCCUGGAGGAGAAACAGCUUCACCACUUCCUCCUAGGCAACGAGAGGGUGCCCAGGGAGGUCCCCCUGCCAGCGGCCUUCCAAACGGCCAGCCCGCUCAACCUCUUCCAGCACCUGGCGCAGCAGCCCGACGCCCACGCCCAGGCGCUGCGCGAGUUCACCGAGCUGCAGGAUCGGCUCAGGAGGCUGCUUCUUUGGGGAAACUCUCAGGAGCAGGAUGGUUUGCGUCGCCAGGCAACAGACGGACGGGCUGCUGUCCUCCUGCAAACCUUGCAGGGCUGA
This is a messenger RNA of Dromaius novaehollandiae (emu), 1356 nucleotides long. Its product is annotated as inositol 1,4,5-trisphosphate receptor-interacting protein-like 1. Lineage: Eukaryota; Metazoa; Chordata; Aves; Casuariiformes; Dromaiidae. Gene Ontology annotation, cellular component: membrane. The record is from RefSeq and is a predicted model, not a curated record. The coding region runs from base 1 to 1356 and encodes 451 amino acids. The transcript is spliced from 4 exons.